AUGUGGCUGCAGUGGUUAGCUGCCUGUAUAAUAUUGACAUUACCGGCCCAUUCUCUCUUCCCAGGAGCAAUUCCAGAUGAGGGCGAUGUGCGUCACAUCUAUCCAAUGGCACAAAUUUCGAUGGGUCUUGACAAUCACGCCCACGCUGUGCCAUAUCUCCUUGGAUGGCUCGAAAACAUUGACUAUCCUAAAGAGAGACUUCAUUUGAUAAUCUACCUACUUAGCAAAGAAGACACGACCGGAGAUCAGGUGAAAUGGUGGAAAGACUCGAUUGCGUCACUUUUCGCUUCAGUGAAGAUUGUUGAAGGUGAGGACAACUGGCUGGAGGCAGGAUUGAGGUCAGCACGGCUACGUCGAGCCGGUCGUGUCCUCCUUAUAUCUGGGAACACAAUACCCACGAGAAGUCGACUGCUUAGGGACCUCAACUCAACAGCAGUUGUUAUUAGUGCACUGUUUGAUGCAGCGUCUAAUGAGGCAAAUACCAACUAUGAUGAUGUUGAGGACAAUUUUCGUGACAGAACCGUAACGGGAAGAAAGGAGAUAUAUCAAGCUGUCUUACCAAUGCUCGUCAAUAUCGAUCACAUGGAUGCCUCAUACCUUACAUUUGACGCCGACAAUUUGCCGCACUAUGAGGGAAGCACUGAUCCGUUUGAGGUAUGAGU
Molecule: messenger RNA, 662 nt
Organism: Strongylus vulgaris
Lineage: Eukaryota; Metazoa; Nematoda; Chromadorea; Rhabditida; Strongylidae
Source: the annotation of a GenBank genome assembly